CUAAUUUCACUUUUUUCUUUCAGAAAGAAUAAGAAAAACACAAGGAGACAUAAAUUUUAAAUAUUUUGUUUCUACUGUAUUUCUCAAGCUUCUUUGUUAUUUAUUGAUAAGUUUAUUUUAUUAGUGUACUUCUCAAGUUCUCGAUUGCUUUAAACGGUUUCUCCUUCCUCUUUUUGUUUACGUAAACUUAACUUAUACUGUAAUUUAUUUAUUUUACUGCUAUUUCAGUCAUGAUUGAUCUAUGUUAACAACUAAAUUUCGAGAUCUGGUAUCGCUUGAUGUAUGUAUAAGAGCUCAAAACGAAGUUGUUGAAAUAAUGUUUUUUUUUUUCCAUUAAAACGACUCUACCUAUAAAAUAAGAACGUUGUGUUUCCAUGUAGACAAUGUAAAGUCAAGUGUUAAUUCGUUCGUUGCUUUUUUUUUUAUGGACUAGUAGGUUUUCAACUUGUAGGCCCGCACAUUUUUUAAAAACAAUGUCUAAGCCUUGUAUUUUUUUUAAUAUCUGAUUAAUUAUAUGCAUUCCAUCGAUGAAGAAUAUUAUAUAGAUGAAUAUAUCCGAUAAUUUUACCGCCAUAUGAAAAUACACAUCUGACUGCGCCAUUCUGAAUCAUCCUAUGAGAUCCAUGUUCGAUGAUACGUCAUUCACCAUGCUGAAGAUCUUUUGUAACAAUAUUUUUUAUAAUCUGCAUAAUUUGUAUUUUCUGGAGUUUGAACCCCAAACUUCCUAGUGUAAAAGCAUUAAUGACAUAUUAAUGCUUAAAUUAAACCUUGUAAUUUAAACUCUUUUUUUAGUAGCAAACAGUUUUUAACAAAGUCACCUCCCAAAUUCCUAUUAGAUUAUUCAAGAUUUCAAAUAUGAGGCCAACUCACAGUCACCAAAAAAUUUGUUAAACAUGAAUUAAUCGGACGUUUGAAGAAUGAAGAGUGUUCAGGUCCAAACAGACAUUUUUGAAAGAAACUUUGAAAAAAAAAAUCAAUCAAUGCAUUCCGAGAAAAAGAAAGAAGAUUAGUGCACCAUCAUGAAACAUUGUGUGUGGCUCUCGGAAAAGGACAGAAAAACAUGUGUUCCAUUACCAAUGAAGUUGGUCCACUUCACUUACUGCUUAUUUGGCUCACAUAAAAGUCUUUUCUCAUUUUUACUUUAUUUUAUUUGUUUUAUUGCUUUUGGAAGAAUAGUUGAAACACAACCACUCCUCACGUUUUGCCUGAGGAAUCAUUUACACUAGUGCCAAUUUUGUCUCUGAUCUUCUUGUAUUCUAAUGUCUAAAGAUAUUCAAAUUUUCUGUGAAAGCAGUUUAAGUUCCAACAUCAAAACAAAAAUAGUUGUUGAUCUCAUCAUUAAUUUUCAAUCAAAUAUUGCGGUGUGCCGGUGAUGGGAUAGAUUGAUUGAUUCGAGCUCAAUUAUAUGAAAAGAAACCAUAGUAUCUUACAUUAAAUUCCCUCUGAGACCAACAUAUUGAGAAAUUGAAUUUAAGGGAGAAAAUAAAAUAAAAUGGAAAAGUCUUUUUAUCAACAAUGCUUUUAUCUAAAUUCAUCUGCCAUUUCCCUAAACUCAAGCCUUCAAUCUCGGCCCCAAACAUUCGGCGAUAUAUACAAUAAUUCUAUUUCUAUUUAUUUUUCCUUUUUUCUUUUCUUUUUAAUCGACUACAUUAUUAAGAACAACUACAAUCACAAACACAACAGAAGAAGAGAUCCAGUGGUUUCUGAUUCUUGCUUGAGCUAACUUGGCGUCUUUUCAUUUUCAUUUUAGUUUCUAUAUUUUAUACUCUUCUCAUUUUUAGUUCUUUAAUUGUUUGAUCUUUGCUUAUACAAAAGUGAGAUUAAUUAGGUUUCUUGAAAAUCUUUUUAAUUUUCAAGAAUGGAGGGGAAGAAGCUGAAUUUAUAUGCUCCAUUACCAUCAAUAAGACGAAUGUCAAGUAAAAAAGAGUAUUCAAGUGAAUCAGAGAACAAGAAGACAGCCAUUACAAGACCAGAGCUUCCAUCACGUCUGAGCAAAGAACAAGAAACGCCUGUUUUUGUAUUACCAGACCAGAGUUUCGAUCAUCUCACCGAACCAGCUUCAGUUCCUUUUGUUUGGGAACAAAUCCCUGGAAAACCAAAAGAUGACAUGGCUACACUGAUCCAAGAAUCAGGCUUACUAGAAACCGAUGAUGAAGACGAAGAAGAAGAAGAUGAAGAUACUGUUUCUUCUACUGGAAGCUUCUCUGUUAACUGCAGCACAAGUGGAGUAAGCGACAUCGAGAAGAACGGUGAGAGAUCUGAAGAUGUCUCGUCUAGAGAAAGUCUCGAUCUAAUGAUGUCGAGGUUCUUACCAGCUGCUAAAGCAAUGGCUUUCACACAUCAGAAGCACCAAUCUCCUUCUUCUUAUAACUCCUCGGAGCAGAAGCAAACCGUGCAAAACAGAGAAGCUCUUGUAACUCGCCAAAGACGUCAAUUAGUAGCUGAGCAUGAACAUUUCGCUAUUGUUCAGAGUCUUUACGAUGAUUUAAACAUCGAAGAUGAUGAUGAAAGCGACGACGAUGAUGAUGAUGAUCACCGAAUCCUCCCUGAAGUCACUAUCAAGAAAGCUUGUGGAUUCUUGCCAAGGCUUUGUGCUAGAAACUCAUUCAAGUUUUCAAACCCGGUUCCUCUGGAUACAAAACUAAACCGGAGUUUGAAACAUUCGGGAGAGCAAACCGGGAUACCAAACUGGUCGACUAGGCGUCUUUCCGGUUUUACCUCUCCGUACCGAACCUCUUGUUCGGAAACCGGUUUUCUCGGAGCUCCGGUUAAACCGGAGAGUUUCAAGAGGCUAACCAGAGGGAUAAGCAAGUCUCAAGAACUGUAUCCACCGAGAACAAGAAGAGAGACUCUUCCUAACUACUCACAUUCUGGAGAAAUCAGAAUGUUUAGAAACUCGACCUCGACUCCUUCCAGGAUCCAACGGACGACGACAAUGCACGACUCGAGGUUCCUUGUGGAGGAAGUAAACAGAAGAAAAAGCAGCAGCAUCAACAGGUCAGGGAGUCUUUUGAAAACGUCGCCGGAAUACACGGCGGCGGCGAUCUCUCCGCCACCCUUACCGGAAACCCCGUCUCGGUCUUGGCUCCGACGGACACUCCUCCCGCCGGUGAGCCCUAAACCUUACGGCGUCGGUGUAGGUCAAGUUGGUACUAAGAAACUGGAUCAGGAAAUUCUUGAAUCUACAAAAUGGGAAACGAUCGUUAAAACAUCUUAUGUUCACAACGAUCACGUUCGUUAUUCUCAGGAACUGGUUGUUCAUCCCUCUCGCCAGCAAAAUACAUAAAAACCAGUGAAAUUACUUCUUUUAUAAAAUUAAAUAAAUAUCUUUAGAAUUUGCCUCUCUUUUUUUGGCAGGCAACACAAAUUUACCUGAGAUUUUUGUGUGUGAGAGUGUGUGUGUGUAUUAUGAUUGUGGCAUUUGUUUUUCUGACCACAUGUUUUGUAAUUGAAGACCUAAAUAUUAUUGAUGUUUGAUAAAACAUGCUUUAUAAAGUAUUUUGCCUC
Molecule: messenger RNA, 3507 nt
Organism: Brassica rapa (field mustard)
Lineage: Eukaryota; Viridiplantae; Streptophyta; Magnoliopsida; Brassicales; Brassicaceae
Source: RefSeq, a predicted model, not a curated record